Messenger RNA from Penicillium pulvis, 276 nucleotides. RefSeq lists its product as uncharacterized. The transcript has 3 exons. The record is from RefSeq and is a predicted model, not a curated record. Lineage: Eukaryota; Fungi; Ascomycota; Eurotiomycetes; Eurotiales; Aspergillaceae. The coding region runs from base 1 to 276 and encodes 91 amino acids.
AUGGGCAUGUCUUGGCCUUUCGGGACGUACUGCAUACUAAGGCUUUCCGGUUCCGAAGUGACAAUCUGUGCAUCUGUGGCGAGCGGGAAAGUAUACAACACGGGUGAUAGAACUUCAAAGGAAGGCUGGCGACGCUUCCAACAGCAUAUAAGUACUGUUGCGGAUUUAGUAGAAGAAGGGAGAGGUAAGAUUGAUUGUGCUUCACAGACCAAGGCAGUGGAGGCGGUCUUGAACUUCGCUGAAACAUCGCAACGGUUUCAAAGCUGCGCGCCAUGA